Molecule: messenger RNA, 1622 nt
Organism: Cephus cinctus (wheat stem sawfly)
Lineage: Eukaryota; Metazoa; Arthropoda; Insecta; Hymenoptera; Cephidae
Product: lysozyme
Exons: 4
Coding region: 735-1109 (124 amino acids)
Source: RefSeq, a predicted model, not a curated record
AGCAAAACUGCAGGUUACGUAUUCAAGAAAGAGAUAACUGCGCACGCGUAGUGCUACCACGUGAUAGGCUCUUUCAAUACUAACGCCUCUUGCGGCAGUGGCCACCUUAUCGUUACGCGUUUUUCGCCUAAGUGCCCAGACUUGUAUACAAGACCGUGAUCUUCAACAUUCCAAAUGAAAGGCCACGAGCGAUUGCUCGGACAAACAUAAAAUGAUCUGAACAAUGCAUUUCAUAAAUAUAUAAAUUUCUAAUUAUUUCUAAGAUCAUUAAUGAUCUAAAUACCUAAGUUUCAUUGUUGCAUCGAUUAUACCUUUCAUAUUGGUUGCACUAUUAAAUACAGAUUUAAUUCCCACAUUUAGGAAUUCUAUAUUACAAUUCCCUUAAUAGACAGACAUUCUAAAAGGAACGAGAUAGAACCAAUAUAUUUAUCCCGUAUCAUAGUGUUCAGCAAUUUACAAAUUCUUCUCCACAAAUCAGCACAAAAUUUCUAGCUAAUAAAUUGUGGCAAGGACACCAACAUUCCCCUACAUAUAAAUGGGCAUUUACUUAAACUAAUAAUAAUCUAUCAUAUGAAUUAGGUAAUUCACUAGGAAUGUAAAUGUUUUUCAACUUCUACUCUAAUUUCAUUGUUGAAAGUAAAUAAUAUUGACCGUUGUACAGAUAUACAUAAGUACAUAACUGAUUAAAUUUAUGUGAAUCCCCUACAGUUUCUUGCCCACAGAUUUAAGUGUGUAUGUUCACACCAACGCAGCCGUUCGCCGGCCUACAUGAGAAAAUAACCAGCAGCUUCUAUCAAGGGGUCUGUUUAGUGGAAAAUGAAAGUGCCAGGAACACAUCAGCGAUUGGAGGACCAAACAGCAAUGGAAGUUACGAUUACGGCUUGUUUCAAAUUAAUGGUAAAUACUGGUGCGCUGAAGGAGUAAACGGUGGCGAUUGCAAUAUGAAAUGCGAAGAUCUGAUUGAUGAUGAUAUCACUGAUGAUAGUAAAUGCUGUCUAGAGAUGAUUUAUCCUAGGCAUGGAUUUAAUGCCUGGCACGGUUGGGAGCGAAAAUGCAAGUAUCAUCCACUACCAGAUGUGACACAUUGCUUUAACGAAGUGACCUUGUAAUGAUGAUAGUUAAAUUUUGAAUAUCAAAUAGUCUAUCGAAAUCUUUCGUUCUUAAAUUAUAAUUAAUAAUUAAUGACAUCCUGAAAUAAAGGCCGUCACGAAGAAUACACUAUUUGGUUAAAUUCUAAUAUUAUUUGAACUCAUAAAUUGGAUGCAUUAUAGACAUAUCCUCGCGUUCAGUGAGCCAUCUCUUCAGCAGCUUCUCCAGGAGCUCUGCAUUCAACUGAAAAAUGAAUUGAUUAGUAUUAAUAGUAACAAAUAGCAGUAUGAAUUAUAUUAACUAUACCUCUGGGUUAUCGGAUGGAGAUAGGUUUAAAUUUUGUUUAAGUUUUAAUGUAUUCAGUGCCCAAAUUUGUGUACCAAGUCGGACUGCCCAUAUAUUUGAGUUCAAAGGUCCGACAAUGGAACUACUGUUCUUGUAUUCUUUUCUUAAAUGAAAAAAGAAAGUAUUUCAAUAGAAAACCGUUGUUACGGCUAGUACGAUUUAAUAAAGACACUUACUGAUUACAAAAA